GGCGGGCCUCGAAAUGAGAUAGCUUUUCGGACAGAUUCGUCGAAACUGGGGAGAUCUACACACAGACUUCGUCCACAACUUCUCAUACUGACUCACGAUUUACUCUGGGAAUUAUUGUGUGGAAAAUCAUACACGCGUUCUACAUUUAGUGGGAAUAACACUUGAGUCCCUCAGCCUAACGGCCAAAAUGGUCAACGGACUCGAGCGACUGGAGAAAUUCUUUAGCUCCAGGAGGAGAGAUAGGGAGAGGAGCAUAAGCCACAGAAACUUCUCUAUCAUAUCCUCCCCGUCGCAAGAUGAGAAUGGCCCGCAUUUUCCGUCGCCGUCUUUUAUUUCUCCCACCUCAAGGCCCAUGAAACCUCGAGAGGAAUCUAUUACAUAUUCCAGAGGGGUGAAAGAGCGCUCUCAGAGCCUGCCCGACCCACACGGCGAUCUGAUGAGGUCAUCUUCAGUUGACUCUAACAGCACGGUUACGAAUCAUAAGCAUCAUCCUAGUGACCCGAUAUGGCCAUUGUCUGCGUCUCUCAAGUACGCCGAGGACUCGCUUCAUAACCAGCAAUUAUCACAAUUUAGAUUCCCCGAGGACUCUCUCUUCAAAAACAAUAAAGAGAACAAGAGCGAGAAACUGGACGCUUCUCCUGGUAGUAGUGUCGCUAAAGACACGGCAUGCGAAAAUCCGUCAAAGGAGCCUCGAGUGGAGAAUAUAUUGGACUGGAACCUCCAGCGUACCUCCUCUCUGCUCAGUACCCUUGGCUUAGACACUCCUAUUGACACCUCUAUUGAUAACCGCUUGGCCAAGUUCGCAUUCGCGGAUGUAAAAGUAGAGUCUUCAACGUCGAGGCCUCUGUCAACUUCGUCUGACCCUCCUUCGCCCAAGACAAAAUCAAGUCCUAUUACCAUUACCAUACCACCGAGACGAUCGUCACGGAAAUCAAGCGAGACCCCAACUUAUGAGCUAACCCUUCCGCCAAGAAAACAGUCACUGUCCCUAUUCCCAAAAUGUCGGCCUGAUUCCCCACCCGAGUCAGAUGGCGAAGAAACCUCUCCUGUCAAGUUGAACCGAUCACCGCCGGUACCAGCAUUGGCUUCUCCAAUUCAAUUCACACCGCGCCCAUCCUUUGACUCUAACCCACCGAAUAAUAGGGAAUUUGUAAUACACAAACACCCUGAUCGUGAAUCAUGGGGCACCAAACCCAAAGAUCCUGUGGUGGCCCAUGCCACACUGGAGGACAGUCCGUGUGCUCCCCUAGCACAACCCUUACGAAAGCCAGGAUGCAUUAGUUCGAAAUCGACCAUUACUAGAUAUAGAAGGGCCAAACGCAACCUCAAAGAACCUUCCCUUGAUGAGUUCUAUGCGCUUAACGACGAAGAUGUUUCAGAGAGCUUGCUGACUGCACCUAACCUGGUGACGGAUAUACCCCCAACGCCGCCGCCGAAGGACUCGCCGAAGACACCUAUUGGUAGAAGUCGAUCUACUCGACAUGCGCCGAUUGCCCCCACGACUGCGAUCAACUUUUCUUCGGGUGAACUUACUCCGCCUUGUACACCGACUGAUUCCCAAUUUCUUUCCCUAGUUCAUUCACCUGCAAACGCAUCGGGAGUUUUGGGUGCAACGUGGACGGCCAACAUCGCCAAAGCGUACAAUUUCGACUUGGUCUAUGUUAUCAGUCUCUGGCCCAAAGGUGAAGGAAACGACUUGGACCCAUCGCUCGGAUCGAUCGCUCGAGUUGCGCAGAGCAAGGCGCAAGGGGGCCAUGCGGCUUCCCAGUGCGCUAUCGUGUCUAAUUCGAAAUCUGGAAUGACUGGUCAAUUGCUUGCUGGCUACGGACUGCACGAGUUCGGAUCCCCUUUUCGAAUUCACGCCCAGUUUCAUUCUAAGAUGCUUGGAUUUAAAGGCUGGAAGGAAUAUCGGGAUGAGCUUGCAUCGCCAGGGAUGAUAUCUAGGGGGUGGACCUGUUCCUUCAACAGCGAUCAUAUUCCGAUUACUCAAAACAGUCCGGGCGAACCUGAACCAGCACAAGGCUGUACCGCGAAUCGAGGGAUUGUUUUCGCCGCCUACACCAGAAAGACGACUACAUCGAAUAUUCCGGUCAACGCGUCGCCGAAACAGACGGCCGUUCUUGGAAAGCUAUAUCGCGAUGCGCAGACGCUCGUUGAUGGUCUAGUCCACGGUGUUUAGUACCGUGCUUGAGGGUUAUGCAUUAGCCAGAGUGGCAUGGUUGGAAGUUGACGCUGAUUUCUAUAUAAAGAACAACCAAUCG
Molecule: messenger RNA, 2261 nt
Organism: Hypoxylon fragiforme
Lineage: Eukaryota; Fungi; Ascomycota; Sordariomycetes; Xylariales; Hypoxylaceae
Exons: 3
Coding region: 188-2179 (663 amino acids)
Source: RefSeq, a predicted model, not a curated record